AUGGCUGAUCAACAGGAAGAAGAGGUUAAUAGGUUAGAGAAUGUCACUCUCAACAUUGCUGUGGCAGGGGAGAAUGGGGCAGGAAAGUCCUCCUUCGUUAAUGCCGUCAGAGAUCUUAAAGAUACUGAUGAAGGAGCUGCACCCACUGGAGUCACAGAAACCACCAUGGAGCCCACCAUGUACCCCCACCCAACCCUGCCCAAUGUGAACUUAUGGGACCUGCCAGGUGUAGGGGGCCCAGAUUUCAAAGCAGAAAACUACAUGACAGAUGUCAAAUACCAAAACUUCGACUUCUUUAUCAUAGUAAGUGCAGGAAGAUUCAUGGAAAAUGACAGCAUGCUGGCAAAUAAAAUCAAGGAAAAUAACAAGAAUGUCUACUUUGUUCGCACAAAGAUUGACUUUGAUGUUACACAAGAAGAGAAAAAGGGAGUAACAGAGGAGGCAACACUUCAGAAAAUAAGGAACAACUGUCAUGAAAAUCUCAGAACAUUGGGACCCCCUCCUGUCUUCCUCAUUACAUCCAGUAACCUGGAAAGGUUUGACUUCCCGGAACUAGUAAAUACUCUGGAGAGAAACCUUCCAAAUAACAAGAGAGAUGCUCUGGUUAUGAGUUUGCCUGUUUAUUCCCAGCAGUGUCUUGACCAAAAAUACAAUACAUUCAAGAAAGCAGUAUGGGCUGUGGCCAUCACAUCAGGUGCCAUAGCGGCAGCCCCAGUACCAGGGCUAUCAACUGCAUGUGAUAUUGCCAUGAUAGCGUCUUUCCUAACCAAAUGCUACUAUUCAUUUGGUCUCAAUGAUAAAGCCCUUGAAAGGUUGUCUCAGAGAGUAAACAAGCCAAUAUUGGCAAUGGUUAGAGGAUCAGCACUUGUCAGGGCGAUUGCUGAAGAAUCAUCACUUGCAACAAAAGUGGCAGCAAGACUUGGGGCAGCAGGUGUAAUUGAGACACUGUGCAUCUUUGUGCCUUUUGCUGGCAAUAUAGCUGCAGCUGGAAUAUCGUUUGUUACCACACGAUCUGUGCUCCUAGAAGGGGUGAAUGAACUGUAUAGUGUAGCCAAAAGGGUGAUUGAAAUGGCAGAAAUAAACUGA
Clupea harengus (Atlantic herring) is the source of this 1086-nucleotide messenger RNA. RefSeq names its product interferon-inducible GTPase 5-like. Bases 1 to 1086 code for a protein of 361 amino acids. The transcript has a single exon. The record is from RefSeq and is a predicted model, not a curated record. NCBI's taxonomy places the organism in Eukaryota, Metazoa, Chordata, Actinopteri, Clupeiformes, Clupeidae.